Messenger RNA from Momordica charantia (bitter melon), 2875 nucleotides. The record is from RefSeq and is a predicted model, not a curated record. Lineage: Eukaryota; Viridiplantae; Streptophyta; Magnoliopsida; Cucurbitales; Cucurbitaceae.
AUGGAGUGGAAAACCCUUCAAAUUGGAGAUGAACUGCUCUGGCGACUGAGAAAAAUGGAGGACGUCGACCGGAGACGAAUGCAGAGAACUGCAACCAGAGCCACGUCUGGACUCUCUUUUUUCAUUUUAAUUUGCUUCUUCUUCCUCUGUCUCGCUCAACCUCCGCCGCCGCCCCCCGCCGGACAUGGCUACCGGAUCAGAUCGGUGCAACUUCAUCCCACCGGAAAGUCGUUGACCGCCGAUCUCGCCCUCAUCGGAACUUCUUCCUCCGUUUAUGGACCCGAUCUUCCCACACUCACCCUCCAAGCCAGUUUCGAGACGAAAGACCGGCUGAGAAUACGAAUAACAGACUCAGCSCGCGAAAGAUGGGAGAUUCCGGACAACAUAAUUCCCCGCCGAUCCAACUCCCGAUUCCGUUCCCUGCCGGAGAGCCACGUCGACUCGCCGGCGACCGCUUUCAUCUCCGAUCCCGCUUCCGACCUCGCUUUCAGCCUCCGCAACACCACGCCUUUCGGUUUUUCCGUGCUUCGACGGUCGUCCGGCGAUGUCCUCUUCGACACGGCUCCGGAUUUGUCAGAUCCGGGGACUUUUCUCGUCUUCAAGGAUCAAUACAUUCAACUCUCCUCCUUGCUUCCCAACGAUAGAUCCUCUCUGUUCGGCAUUGGCGAGCAAACCAGGGAAUCGUUCAAGCUCGUGUCGAAUAAAAGCAAAACCCUAACGCUUUGGAACGCCGAUAUCGGCAGGGCCAUCGUUGAUGUGAACCUAUACGGUUCGCAUCCUUUCUACAUUGACGUCCGGUCGCCGUCUCGCGAUGGWAAAGUAGUGGCGGGGACGACGCACGGAGUUCUGUUGCUGAACAGUAAUGGCAUGGAUAUUAUAUACUCUGGCGAUAGGAUUACGUACAAGGUUAUCGGUGGAGUCAUCGAUUUGUACUUCUUUGCGGGUCCGUCGCCAGUAUCGGUGAUAGAUCAGUAUACUGAGCUUAUUGGGCGGCCUGCACCCGUGCCUUACUGGUCAUUUGGAUUUCACCAAUGUCGUUAUGGCUACAAGAAUGUUUCUGACGUUGAGAAUGUUGUUGCUCGUUAUGCCAAAGCCGGUAUUCCUCUUGAAGUUAUGUGGACAGACAUUGAUUACAUGGAUGGGUAUAAGGAUUUUACUUUUGAUCCCAUCAAUUUUCCAGCGGAGAAGAUGAAGAUAUUUGUUGAUAAUCUUCACCAAAAUGGACAAAAAUAUGUGGCCAUCUUGGAUCCCGGUAUCAGUAUAAAUAAGACAUAUGGAACAUUCAUUCGAGGAACAAAAGCUGACAUCUUUAUAAAAUACAAUGGGGUCCCAUACUCAGGCGAGGUUUGGUCUGGACCUGUUUACUUCCCUGAUUUUGUUCAUCCAAACAGUGAGAUAUUUUGGGGUGGCGAGAUUAAAUUAUUUCGAGAUAUUGUUCCAUUUGAUGGUCUUUGGAUUGAUAUGAAUGAGAUAUCAAAUGCUAUAACUUCUUCUACAAGCCCACUUUCUAACCUUGAUAACCCUCCUUACAAGAUUAACAAUGCUGCAGUACUACGUCCCAUUAACAAUAAUACUGUGCCAGCAUCAAGUCUUCAUUUUGGUAACUUGACAGAGUAUAAUACUCAUAACUUAUAUGGUCUCCUAGAGUCAAGGGCUACUCAUGCCUCUUUAGUGAAAGUAACGGGCAAAAGACCUUUUGUUGUGUCAAGAUCAACUUUUGUAGGCUCUGGGAAGUACACGGCACAUUGGACUGGAGAUAAUGAUGCAACAUGGAAUGAUUUAGGAUACACAAUCCCAUCCAUUUUGAACUUUGGGCUCUUUGGAAUUCCAAUGGUUGGUUCUGACAUCUGUGGAUUUGCUGGAGACACGACCGAAGAACUUUGUCGACGUUGGAUUCAGUUAGGUGCAUUUUACCCUUUUGCCAGAGGUCAUUCUGAUAAAUUCUACAUUCGUCGAGAGCUCUAUCUUUGGGAUUCAGUCGCUGCAACAGCCAGGAAGGUCCUUGCACUUCGUUAUCGCCUACUUCCUUACUUCUACACUUUGAUGUAUGAGGCACAUAGAAAGGGAACACCCAUUGCACGUCCUCUCUUCUUCUCAUUCCCUCAGGAUAUCAAGACCUAUGAAAUCAGCUCCCAGUUUCUACUUGGCAAAGGUGUAUUGAUUUCCCCAGUUUUGAAGGAGGGAGCUCUUUCUGUUGAUGCAUAUUUCCCGGAAGGAAACUGGUUUAGCCUCUUCAAUUAUUCGGAGUCGGUGAGUGUAAAGUCAGGGCAGCAAGUCACUCUUGAUGCACCUGCUGAUCAUAUAAACGUCCAUGUCAGGGAAGGAAAUAUUUUAGUAUUACAUGGGGAUGCGAUGACAACACGAGCAGCUCGAGGAACCGCCUUCAAGCUUUUGGUAGUCGUCAGCAAUGGUCAGAGCAGCGAUGGAGAGGUUUUCUUGGAUGAUGGAGGAGUGGUGGAAAUGGGAGAAGAGGGAGGGAAUUGGAGCCUGGUAAGAUUUCAUAGUGAAGCAGUUGGGAGUAAGUUACUGAUCAAAUCUGAGGUUGUAAAUGGAGGAUUUGCUUUGACCCAAAAACUGAUAAUUGACAAGGUGACCUUUAUAGGGUUUGAAAGGCAUGAGAAAAUGGGUGGGUUUGGUUUAAAGAUAAGCAAAGGAGCAAACUUGAAUGGAAACUCAGCCAUCAAAAAGACGUAUGAGUACUCUGGCAAGUUUGUUAAUGUUGAAAUCUCGGCACUGUCAAUUCCUAUUUGGGAAGAAUUCAAAUUGGAGUUGACAUUUUAAUAUUGCUCCAAGUGAUAUGUGGUGACAUUAUGGCAUAUUCAUCUGUAAUAUGUUAUCUUAAUCAAAGUGAAAAAUAAAAAAGUUAUCUCCUCAA